Messenger RNA from Penicillium oxalicum, 1491 nucleotides. Its product is annotated as MFS transporter. Gene Ontology annotation, biological process: transmembrane transport. Bases 1 to 1491 code for a protein of 496 amino acids. The transcript has 6 exons. Lineage: Eukaryota; Fungi; Ascomycota; Eurotiomycetes; Eurotiales; Aspergillaceae. Gene Ontology annotation, molecular function: transmembrane transporter activity. The record is from RefSeq and is a predicted model, not a curated record.
AUGGAGUGUACCGGUAAGCGUGCGCAAUGGCUUCAUAAAGUUCGGUCGUCGGAGACUUUUAUCGUCAUUGUGGUUUCCAUUGCGAUUUUCACGAUUGUGCCCAUUGUCCCCAUUGCUUUGGUGGAUCGUGCUGGAGCGAGACCUGAAGAUGCACAAAAAUGGGUAUCGGUCUUACUAGCCGUAUACGGUGCUUCCCUUCUCGUCGGGUCGCCAUUAUUUGGGUGGUUCGCCGAUCACAGUCGGGCACGCCAACUCCCGUUCAUUGUCGGGCUCGUCGCCCUGGGUGCCUCUACGCUGCUCUUCGUGGUGGGUCGCUCGUUGCCCGCUCUCAUCGUUGCAAGAGGAUUGCAAGGAUUCUCGGCAGCGGCGGUCUGGGUUGUUGGUCUGGCCAUCGUGGCCGACAACGUCCCCGAGGACCGAGUCGCCGAGGCCAUGGGCCAAACCACGAUUGCGUUGACCUGGGGUGCACUGCUUGGCCCCACGAUUGGGGGGAUCAUGUUUGAAAAGUUUGGGUAUUAUGCGACUUUUGCUGUGCCGGCGGGCUUGAUCUUGGUGGAUGUGGCGUUGCGGUUUGCCAUGUUGGAACGUCCAGGCGGAUCCAAUGAUCAAGCCGGAAAGAAAAUCACAGACGAUGGGAAUGAGUCCGCCUGUUACGGGACCUUUUCUUCUCCGGAGCCAGGGCAGUCAGAAUGCGAAUCCUCCGACGAGGAGUCGCUCACGGAGCGAAGACCUCUGUUCCGAUAUUCCAAUCCCAGCAUCGAAGCGCCUCGCUUCCACCGGGAAAGACAAGCGACUAUCUUCGAUCUUCUUACCUCGUCACGUCUCCCUCUUGCUAUUCUAGCUGCGGUCAUGACAUCGAUCUUAUUCUCGGCACUCGAAACUGGCCAGUCGCUUAUAUUACCUGCACAGACCCUCCCACUCUUUGUUAUGAAAACAUUCAACUGGUCCUCCAGCGGGGCCGGCCUCAUUUUCGUCGUCGGUGCCCUGCCCAGUGCCGGCGGAGUCUACAUUGGCAAGGCCAUCAACCGCACCGGCGCCCGCAUCCCCUAUAUCUUUUGCUUCCUCCUCGCUGCCGUCUGCUGGAUCUGCCUGCGCUUCGUCGAGCGCAAGCGGAUCUUUGAGAUUGUCCUGCUCGUCAUCCUCCUCUUCCUGCAGGGCUUUUGUAUCGCGGCCAUUGAAAUCACCGCUACAACCGAGGUCUCUCAGGCGGCCAGCAAAUUUGAAGCGCGGUAUCCGGGCGCCUUUGGCGACACCAGCCCCGUGGGCCAGAGCUACGGGCUGUUCAAUAUGGCCUUUGCGGGGGGUCAGUUGAUCGGGCCUGUUCUGGCGGGUGGGAUCCGAGUGUCGGCGGGUUGGAAGAUGAUGACGCUUGUUUUGGGGCUGUUGUGUGUUGUGGCGGCGGUGGUGUUGGGGUCUUUUAGUGCGCCGGGCGUGACGGAGGGAGGAGAAGAGGAGGAGGAGGAAGAAGAAGGAGAUGAAGAAGAGGCGUAG